AGCUGUUCUGCCAACAGGCAGCGACUCAGCCCGAGGCUCCCACACUUGGAGAAUCUCUGAGGGAAGUGAAAAAUUGGACCCUCAAAGGGCCUUCCUUGGGGAUCUCGCUCUUUCCAUCGAACACCUUCUCCUCGUUUUCCAGUGAGGCCGGGCAGAGGUGGUCCAGCAGCAGAAUGCCAAGAUGGCCGCCCCGCCCCACAUCCCUGGUCCAGACUGCCUGCGCCCGUUCACUCGCGAGUCCUUGGCAGCCAUAGAGAAACGCAUUGCCGACCAGAAGGCCAAGGACCUGAGCAAGCAACAUGAAGAGGUUCUGGACGAAGCUCAUGAGCCCAAGCCCCGCAGUGACCUGGAGCAAGGGAAAAGCCUGCCGAUGAUUUAUGGGGACCCGCCCUUAGAGUUAAUUGGGGUCCCCCUUGAAGACCUUGACCCGUUCUAUCAGAAUCAAAAGACGUACAUCAUUCUCAGCAAAGGGAAGGCCAUCUUCCGAUUCAGCGCGACCCCUGCGCUCUAUAUGUUAAGCCCGUUCAAUAUUGUCCGGAGGGGUGCAGCCAAAGUGCUGAUACAUUCAUUAUUCAGCAUGUUUAUCAUGAUAACCAUCUUGGCGAACUGCGUCUUCAUGACCUUGAGUGAUCCGCCCACGUGGGCCAAGGACGUGGAAUAUACUUUUACAGGCAUCUACACCUUUGAGUCUAUGAUCAAGAUACUUGCCCGAGGAUUCUGCAUCGACAGCUUUACAUUCCUGCGAGACCCGUGGAACUGGCUAGAUUUCAGCGUUAUUGUGAUGGCUUAUGUCACAGAGUUUGUGGAUUUGGGCAACAUCUCUGCUCUACGGACGUUCCGGGUUCUCCGGGCACUUAAAACCAUCACAGUUAUUCCAGGGCUGAAAACAAUUGUGGGUGCCUUGAUCCAGUCGGUGAAGAAGCUCGCCGAUGUCAUGAUCCUCACCGUGUUCUGCUUGGCCGUCUUUGCCCUCAUUGGCCUGCAACUCUUCAUGGGGAACCUGCGGCAGAAGUGCGUCCGGUGGCCACCCCCCAUCAACGGCACUCUCGAAGGGGAAACCUUGGGACUCGAUAGCGACCCCUUUGGCAAUGGGACCCUGGGCACGUUGGCAAAUGCAACUCUGCUUGGCAAUGGGACGGCCAACUACACUUUUGACUGGGACGAAUACAUCAACGAUGAAGGUAAUGCGGCUUGGCGCCCGGGGACAAGGGACACUGUCUUAUUUGGGAACAGUUCCAGCGCUGGGAAGUGCCCAGAAGGCUUCAAAUGCAUGAAAGCUGGUCGAAACCCAAACUACGGCUACACGAGUUACGAUACCUUCAGCUGGGCCUUCCUGGCGCUCUUCCGCCUCAUGACUCAAGACUACUGGGAGAAUCUCUUCCAACUGACUCUGCGAGCGGCUGGGAAGACAUACAUGAUUUUUUUCAUCUUGAUCAUCUUCCUGGGCUCUUUCUACCUGAUCAACUUGAUCCUGGCCGUGGUGGCCAUGGCCUACGCCGAGCAGAACGACGCGACGCAGCUGGAGGAGCAGGAGAAGGAAGCGGAGUUCCAACAGAUGAUGGAGCAGCUGAAGAAACAUCAGGAGGAGCAGCAAAGGCUGCUUCAGGAACAAGCAGCAAACAGCAGCUCCGCAGACAGUAUCGUGGUGGAGAAGAAAAAGAAGGGCAACUCGGGCCAAGAGGCCCCCAGUGACCAAGACUGCAACAAUCAGGCGGUUCCACGCUUGGUGUUGGAGCGAUCAGCCACAAUAGAUGAGUCAGAUCUGAUGGAGGAACCCGUGAAGCCUGAUCAGAACCACUUGCAAGUGGGCAACCAGGAUGGGCCAGGUUUGCAGAAACGAGCAGAAAGUGCGCUCAGCAUUGUCUCCAACACUCUGGAAGAACUGGAGGAAGCGCACCAGAAGUGUCCGCCCUGGUGGUACAAGUUUGCCAACGCCGUCUUGGUGUGGAACUGUUGCCCGCUGUGGGUAAAGAUGAAGAAGUAUAUCAAGAUCUUUGUCAUGGACCCCUUUGUGGAUCUGGGCAUCACCAUCUGCAUUGUCCUCAACACUGUCUUCAUGGCCAUGGAGCACUACCCGAUGACGGAGGAGUUCAACAACGUGCUGACCGUGGGCAACCUGGUCUUCACUGGGAUAUUCACUGCUGAGAUGGUGCUCAAACUGGUUGCUCUAGACCCCUACGAGUACUUCCAGGUUGGCUGGAAUAUUUUUGACAGCAUCAUCGUCACCCUGAGCCUGGUGGAGCUGGGCCUCGCCAACGUCCAGGGGCUGUCUGUGCUUCGUUCCUUUCGGCUGAUGAGAGUUUUCAAGCUUGCAAAAUCCUGGCCGACCCUCAACAUGCUGAUCAAAAUCAUCGGCAACUCAGUGGGCGCCCUGGGCAACCUCACGCUCGUGCUGGCUAUCAUUGUGUUCAUCUUUGCUGUGGUGGGCAUGCAGUUGUUCGGCAAGAGCUACAAGGAGUUCGUCUGCAAGAUCUCCACCGACUGUGAGCUGCCGCGCUGGCACAUGCACGACUUCUUCCACUCCUUCCUCAUCGUCUUCCGCAUCCUUUGCGGGGAGUGGAUCGAGACCAUGUGGGACUGCAUGGAGGUGGCCGGACAGGCCUUGUGCCUCACUGUCUUCAUGAUGGUCAUGGUCAUCGGGAACCUUGUGGUCCUCAACCUGUUCUUGGCCUUGCUGCUGAGCUCCUUCAGCGCCGACAGCCUGGCAGGGUCCGACGACGACGGCGAGAUGAAUAAUUUGCAGAUUGCGAUUGGCAGGAUCACGCGAGGGAUCGACUUCGUGAAGAAGAAGGCGCUGCAGCUGCUCCACCAGGAGUGGAAGGGGAAGAAGGAACCGCCGGCCAAGCCGCAGGAAGACGGCAAGAAGGAGAACUUCGUCCUCAACCACAUGGACACCGGCCAGGACUCCAAAUCGGACUACGUGGAUGGCAUCGUGAAGAAAGAGUCGGUUAUUGACGAGCUGCGUGACGUGGGCCAGGACUCCAAGUCAGAUUACAUCGACGGCAUUCCCAAAAAACAGCCGGUCCUUAACGGGGUGGACAUCAGCAAGAGCUGCAAACCGAAUUACUUGGAUAAGAUCGCCAAGAGAGCGCCAUUCAUCGAUGACUUGGAUCACAUGAACUUCAUCAACAAUCCCAGCCUGACCAUACAUGUCCCAAUAGCCUCCGAAGAGUCUGACCUGUAUGAUGAGACAGACACAGGGGAAGAGACAGCAGAAGACAUCAAGAAGCCGCUGUCGGACGGGACUGAGUCGUCUAUCUGCAGCACAGUUGACUACAAACCUCCUGACCCCGAGGAGGAAGAAGUCAUGGCUGAGGAGACGGAAGAGAACGAUGAACCAGAGGAAUGUUUUACCGAAGCCUGCGUUCGGCGGUGCCCUUGCCUCUACGUGGACGUCAAAACGGAAAAGGGGGCAAAGUGGUGGAACCUCCGGAAGGCGUGUUUCAAGAUCGUGGAGCACAAGUGGUUCGAGACCUUCAUCAUCUUCAUGAUCCUCAUGAGCAGCGGGGCCCUAGCUUUUGAAGAUAUCUACAUUGGACAGCGGCCGACAAUACGCACCAUUCUGGAGUACGCCGACAAGGUCUUCAGCUACAUCUUUGUGUUUGAGAUGCUCCUGAAAUGGGUGGCCUACGGGUUCAAGGUCUACUUCACCAAUGCCUGGUGCUGGUUAGACUUCCUCAUUGUUGAUGUAUCUCUGAUCAGCUUGACUGCCAAUUGGAUGGGCUAUUCUGAGCUGGGAGCGAUCAAAUCCCUUAGGACGCUCCGCGCACUGAGACCUCUCCGGGCCUUAUCCAGAUUUGAAGGCAUGAGGGUGGUCGUGAAUGCCCUUCUGGGGGCCAUCCCAUCUAUCAUGAACGUCCUCUUGGUCUGCUUGAUCUUCUGGCUCAUCUUCAGCAUCAUGGGGGUCAACCUCUUUGCAGGGAAGUAUUACAGAUGCAUCAAUACCACCACCGACGAGCUCUUUGACAUCAGCGUCGUGAACAACAUGAGCGACUGUUUUGCCCUCAACUACACCAAUCAGAUUCGCUGGGUCAACGUGAAAGUCAAUUUUGAUAACGUGGGCUUUGGCUACCUCUCUCUUCUGCAGGUGGCCACCUUCAAAGGCUGGAUGGACAUCAUGUAUGCUGCCGUUGACUCUCGUGAGGUGGAGGAACAGCCGCAGUAUGAAGUAAACCUCUACAUGUACAUCUAUUUUGUCAUCUUCAUCAUCUUUGGUGCAUUCUUCACCCUCAACCUGUUUAUCGGUGUCAUUAUCGACAAUUUCAACCAGCAGAAGAAAAAGUUUGGAGGAAAGGACAUCUUCAUGACAGAGGAACAAAAGAAAUACUACAAUGCCAUGAAGAAGCUGGGCUCAAAAAAGCCCGUGAAGCCCAUCCCUAGACCUGAGAACAAAUUUCAAGGGAUGAUCUUUGACUUUGUGACUCAGCAAGCCUUUGAUAUAGUCAUCAUGAUCCUCAUUUGUCUUAACAUGGUGACGAUGAUGGUGGAAACAGACGACCAGAGCCAAACCAAAAUAGAUAUCUUAUUCCAAAUCAACCUGGUCUUCAUCGUGAUCUUCACAUCUGAGUGCUUGCUCAAGAUGGUGGCCCUGAGGUACUACUUCUUCACCGUUGGCUGGAACAUCUUUGAUUUCGUCGUAGUUGUUCUCUCCAUUGCAGGACUUCUCCUCUCGGACCUCAUUGAGAAGUACUUCGUGUCCCCCACGCUCUUCAGGGUCAUUCGUUUGGCCAGAAUCGGGCGUGUCCUCCGGCUGAUCCGGGGCGCCAAGGGCAUCCGCACCCUCCUCUUCGCCUUGAUGAUGUCCCUGCCAGCCCUCUUUAACAUCGGCCUGCUUCUCUUCUUGGUCAUGUUCAUCUAUUCCAUUUUCGGCAUGUCCAAUUUUGCCUACGUGAAGAAGGAAUCCGGAGUGGACGACAUCUUCAACUUUGAGACUUUCGGCAACAGCAUCAUUUGCCUCUUCCAGAUCACCACCUCCGCUGGGUGGGACGGCUUAUUAAACCCCAUCUUGAACAGCGGCCCCCCAGACUGCGACCCUCACCUUGAAAACCCCGGCAGCGCAGUCAAGGGCGACUGUGGGAACCCUGCUAUCGGCAUUGUCUUUUUCUGCAGCUACAUCAUCAUCUCCUUCCUGAUUGUGGUCAACAUGUACAUUGCCAUCAUCCUGGAGAACUUCAACGUAGCCACGGAAGAGAGCAGCGAGCCACUGUGUGAAGACGACUUUGAGAUGUUCUAUGAAACGUGGGAGAAGUUUGAUCCCGAUGCCACGCAGUUCAUUGAGUACAGCAUCCUCUCUGAUUUUGCAGAUACCUUGCAAGACCCCCUGCGCAUCGCCAAACCCAACAAGAUCAAGUUGGUCACCUUGGACCUGCCCAUGGUUCCGGGGGAUAAGAUCCAUUGCUUGGAUAUCCUCUUUGCCCUGACCAAAGAAGUGUUGGGGGACUCUGGGGAAAUGGAUGCCUUGAAAGCAUCCAUGGAGGAGAAAUUCAUGGCCGCCAAUCCCUCCAAGGUGUCUUAUGAACCCAUCACGACCACACUGAAAAGGAAGCACGAGGAAGUGUGUGCCAUCAAAAUCCAGCGGGCAUUCCGGCGACAUCUCCUAAAGCGGUCGGUGAAGCAGGCCUCUUACGUGUAUCGGCACAGCCAGGAUGAGGCCACGCUGGCCGAAGGCGCCCCGGAGAAAGAAGGACUGGUUGCAGAUAACAUCAAUUCAAUGUACGGCCCUUCGGCAACCCGGGCAGAAACUGAAGGGUCAUCAGAACUGGCCCCACCUCUCAGCCCUGAGUUAGUUGCCGACGCAAAGACAGACCCCAGUAAAAAGGAUGACGAUCCAGGGAUAGAGAAAGCGGACGAGCCCAGCCAAGCAAAAGAGGGGGGAGAUGCGCCCAGAGAAACGAAAGAGGGGGAGGCCACCAAACGCGGCUUCCAAGAGUCGUUCGUAUAAUGCAGAGUGUUCUUGGCCCUGCCUGGCCCUGAAAGACUUCGGUUGCGUCUCUGCCAAUCACGCAAGGUCCCUUCCAUACCUUGUGUCUGAGUGAGCUAAACACCUGCUCUUGCCAGACUUCAGGUACUCGGUAUCUCAACUUUGAAAGGAGAGCCACAGGUGGAUUCUAAUUUCUUCAAAGUGUGCCAGGAGGAAAAAAAGAAAUUUUCCUUAGGAGGCAAAUGUGAAUUAUCUCUAUUGCUGUGACAUCUAAUGUAGUAUGUUCCAGGGCUGGAUCAAAUGCUAGUUUUCCCUACAGGAGUUUUUAAGAAAUGUUGGCAAUGGGACGGUGGUGGGGAGAGAGAAGAAGGAGAAGAAGAGUUUGGAUUUAUAUCCUCCCUUUCUCUCCUGCAGGAGACUCA
Messenger RNA from Sphaerodactylus townsendi, 6342 nucleotides. RefSeq names its product sodium voltage-gated channel alpha subunit 4 (gene SCN4A). The coding region runs from base 182 to 5941 and encodes 1919 amino acids. Gene Ontology annotation, cellular component: plasma membrane; voltage-gated sodium channel complex; axon. The record is from RefSeq and is a predicted model, not a curated record. Gene Ontology annotation, biological process: membrane depolarization during action potential; sodium ion transmembrane transport; neuronal action potential. NCBI's taxonomy places the organism in Eukaryota, Metazoa, Chordata, Lepidosauria, Squamata, Sphaerodactylidae. Gene Ontology annotation, molecular function: voltage-gated sodium channel activity; protein binding. The transcript has 28 exons.